AUGCACGCACGUCUCGGGUACGACCCGGUGGGAGAUGAAUACAAAGUGUUGUGUGUGGUGAUAUUCGAUGGGCACGAACGCGAUACAACAGCAGAGAUAAAACAAGAGCAUCAUGUUUACUCACUAGGAUCUCACUCGGGAUGGAGAGAGGCCCAGAUCACCACCGAAAAGUCUUACACAGAUGUAGAAGGCGGAAUUUGCAUCAAUGGUGCUAUAUACUACGGAGUUGGACCUACAAAGAUAGCUAGAUUCGAUCUUAGAUACGAGAAGGUGACGUUUAUUGAAGCACCCAAAGACUAUUACACUAGUUGGAGUUUGAUAAAUCAUCAAGGAAAACUUGGAGGAAUGCAGUACGAUAAUUACUUGUAUGAGCUACGUGUGUGGAUUCAAGAGAAACAAAAGUUGUGGAAUAAGAUGUCUUGCGUUGCGCCCUGUGAGUGGAGAGAUUUGUAUAAGGAUAAGAGACCAUCUUCUCCGGGAGAGAUUCAUACUGGAGAAGUUAUGUUCGUCUCCGACCGGUUACAAUCGUCUAGGCCUUUCUCUGUGUUCUAUUGCGAUGUGAUCCAGGAGAGCUUCAGAAGUGCGCAAGUCAAAGGAAUCGCCGAUUAUGAGUUUAGACGUACGCAUGGAAUUGGUAUGCAUGAUCUUGAUAUGUUGUGUUUUCCAGGUUACACUGAGAAUAUCAUGUCCUUAUGGCCGUAG
Molecule: messenger RNA, 702 nt
Organism: Microthlaspi erraticum
Lineage: Eukaryota; Viridiplantae; Streptophyta; Magnoliopsida; Brassicales; Brassicaceae
Source: the annotation of a GenBank genome assembly